AUCGUUACCACUGUAAACCUUUUUUUCGCUAGAAUUACAGAAGACCCCUCAAAAUCUGUUAAACUAAAUAAGCAUUCAAUCUUUAUCUUUCGUGUUUAUGACAGUACUUCCGAUCUUUUUUUCCCACCUGUAAUUGUAGUAUCAGUGUUGGUUGUAGCAACAUUUCAAGGAGGAAAUACUGAUCACGAUAAUUAUUUCUUUCCUCUUUUUUUUCCUUUUUUUUUUUGAGGAAUUUCCAAGUCCUCAAGAUAUUCCUCUUAGUCUACUCUCCAAUUUCCUUGAUUUCCAACAUUUUUGGUAGCUCGUGUGUGAAAUCAACCCUAUAUCUCAGGAUUUCGUUAAUUUUUUCACUAAAUUCAAUGUUUUUCCAAAAAAACAAAAGCAAGCCACAAAUUUUACCUAAUAUUUCUCCAAUUGCCUUUUUUACAAGAAAAAGUUCAUGUUUGUAUCCGUCAUUAUAAUUGAGCUUAGAAUUAUUAUUAUCUGUCUUGUUGGAAUUCACAAAUGGGCUUUUUUGCAAUAUUUUUAAAAGUGCUGUAUCAUCAGUCGUAUAAAAUUCAUAGUAACAAUGAAUAUAAAUCUUGUUAUUCAAACCCGCUAGAGAGUUAUGAAUUUUCAAUGAAUUCUUUCAAGAAAAUGUAAGAGCUGUUAACAAGUUGAACAGCGAAAUCAUUGAUGAAAACAUUUUGACAGAAUUGACUUUGUAGAUAUAGCAUGUAGAAAGAAUUCUGUGUACAUGACUACAAAGUUAAAUUUACUCAAUGAGAGUCUUUGAAACUGUUGGAAUAGUGUGGAUUUAAAAAAAAAAACUCAAUUUAAAUUACAUAUAGAAGCAAAUUUAAAAAUCACAUAACAUAAAUCUUGUGUACACGGCUGAAUGUAAAAUUGAUCACCGCCAGGUUAUCAAUUGGACUUUAACCAAUUUCACAAUCCUUUUAAUAAUGGCAAAUUCCAUACCUUAAAAGAAUAUUGAAAUUUAUUGAAUAAUGAGGAAAAAUGAUGAAUAUAAAGUUGACAGUUUUGAAAAAUAGUGUUUCUUAGAUGAAAUACUCAUUGCAUAGAUUUUCUAUAGCUAUUUUUGCAGAACCAAAAGUCUAAAUUCUAGCUCAAUUAUUUUUUUCUUUUCCCAAAUAUUAUCUAAUAUUUCUAUUUGACAGAAAAUUAUUGGAUAAAAAAAAAGGUAGUAGUUUUUGAGUUAUAAGAAAUGUCAAGUUUUGGUAUCAAACCCACAAAACUUUUCAAUUUUUUAUAAAAAAUAUCUCCAAAUCAAGAAUCCUGUGACACAGAUAAUUUUGUAAUCAUGACUUAUGAAGAUACAAUGACUAAACACUAAAAUAAAUUCUAUAAAAAUUAUCAGCCCAAAACCAAUACAAUUCCGAGAAGCUAGUUGUAGAAUUCAUGCAAAUAAUUUUACCAAAGCUACACUGCUGAAGUUUAACACUGGAGUACAAAGAAGGGAUACAACAAUUUUAUUCAGAUAUCAUAGUUAAAAUGUGAAUUGAUAACUUGAAAAUCUUAACGUCCUGAGAAGCACAAAUCCUGCUAAUUCCAUAGGAGAGUAGAUCCUAAAACAAGACUCAACACUAAAAAAAUAUCCCGAUGUCCUAUCGAAGUUUGCUUAAGAAUCUUGAGUCUUUUUUCCCACAUAUAUAAAUAUGAUAGUGCAUUUUAUUUAUAUUAGUAGAGAAUAUAUUUUAUCCUCGAGUCUCUAGUGUCUUCCAAUUGGCAAUGGAAAGAAAAAAAAUACGCGACUCAUACUCUCUACCUCCGCAUGUCCAAAAUCAUUCUUUCAGGUUGAAAGUUCGCACUCGCUCUAAGUAUCUCAGUGCAGUACAAAAAACAAACAAAAAAUACCAAGUUUAUCACGGUUUCCGCGCAGUUUGGCCUUGCUUUGUGUUGUGUAUAAAAGUCGAAAAGUAUGUUCGAACAAUAAGAGAGACCAAACGACGGUCCUAGUUAAUGCCAAAAGAGCAUCGCGUACCAAAAAUCAGAAAAAAAACCAUUUAAAAAAUGUAUAUAUUUUACAUGUGAUGAAGUUCAGUUUACAAGUAUAAAAGUAUAACGCAACAAAAGUUCAGUAACAAAAAGAAAAGAAAAACCAAAAAAAGCGAAAGUAUAACGAGCAAAACACGAAAGUAAAUAAAAAGUUUCGAAAAAUGUGUCGUAAAGUAUCUAACGUGGUUUGGAUAGUGCGCGUUGCACCGUCGAGAGCGAGUACUGCACGAUCUCUUUUCGAUACAGGCUGAUAAUCCUACAGAUAGAGACACACGCACAAACACACAUACAGAGUGUAACUCAACAUGGACUCCGGUUCAGAGAGUUCCUCGUCGGAGGGUUACAAUGGUCAUCGAGGUCGUGCUACAACACCGGAUGAUUCACCGACGCGUGGUACUUCACGAUCGCAACGGAAAUCCUCAGGAAGUUUGUCCUCUUCUCGAGGGAAAUCACCUCAAUCCCCAAGUUUGUCUCCACCAGCGUCACCACCUGCAUCACCACCCGCAUCUCCACCAGCUUCGCCUCCUGCAUCGCCGCAGUCUUCAAGGCCACCAUCACCGAAGUCACCCAGUGAGAGAAUUUCACCUCGUUCGCACGAUAUGUCUCCAAAGUCUCGCAGUGUCUCACCCAAAUCUUACCGCUCGGCCGGGAACUCGAUGGAUUCUCCACGUUCUGAUCGCAGCUCACCGGAAUCACCGGUUUGUAACGCAAGAUCGACGAGAUACAAUUCCGGCCCGAGCUCGCCAAAAUCUCCUGCCGGAGGCCGAGCCACUCCAAAAUCGUACACGUCCGGCCCCAUGUCUCCGGUCUCUCGAGAUCAUUCCCCAAAAUCUUAUAUGAAUAGCGGAUCACGUCACAGCUCCCCAAAAUCACCGGCGUCCGGGCGCAGUACGCCAAAAUCUCUUCUGUCAGGCAGAAGUUCUCCAAAAUCGUACAAAUCUGGAGCAGCCUCGUUGACUGACGAAAAACAUGAGAAACGAUCGCAACCCCGUUCGCCCAUUCCUAAAAGAUCUUCUUUCAACGAACUCGAUGGCGAACAAAUAUCUGACGGUGAUAUCGAUGAAGAGCUCGAACCAACACACAAAUCCAAACUACCAUCCAUGACUCAUGGAGAAGAUUUAUCCGACGUUUCGGAUUUGGAUAGCAUGGACGGUGUCGAAGAAACUGGACGAGCUACCCGUGAACCUUCACCUGAACCAGACUGCCCCGAGAUCACUCAACCUGCCUCACCCGAAAUCGCCAAACCUGAAAAGGAAGAGAAAAUUCUUCCUGUUGGACUUACCGAAGAAACCGAACAACUUGAUUUUGAGGCUGAAGGACAGUGGAAGGACGAGCGAGAGGAAGGUGAGAACGAAGUUCCGCCAACAAGGGAACUAAAAGAAACAACAGACAUGGAGACAAACGAUAAAGAAAUUGAGAAUGAAAAAGCGAAAGCAGCUGCUGAAGCGGGUGAAAUCAAUGACGAUGAUGAGGCUAAAGAAGAUGGUGAAAAAGUUGAAUCCGAACUGGAAGAGGGAGAGUUGAGCGAUGGCGAAGACGCACGUCCCGAAGAAACGGAACCGAGGCCGGUCUGUCGUUUUUACAAUCGAGGACAGUGCACGUGGGGUGUUAGCUGUAGAUUUUUACAUCCAGGAGUUACCGACAAAGGAAAUUACACCAUGUUUGAUAUGAUAAGGCCAAUGGCUUUCACGCCGCAUUCGAGCGGCCCCCACGAAUUCCGACCCCACAUUGAGAGACCACCGAUGGUAAGACCGCUCACCGGAUUCUCAACUCAUGCUCAUCCCCUAAAAGUUGAAGAUAUUCAGGCUGAAUCAGCAUGGGAACGAGGCUUGCGACAUGCCAAAGAAAUGAUGCGUAAAGCAAACAAGCGCAAAGAAUCAGAUAUGGAUUUUGAGGAGAAAAAGAUGAAUUUGAGUCUGGGUCAGGACGAGCUGGAACGCGAAGCUGGAUAUUACGUGAGGCCAUCGAGCCCCGAACCACCGGUAGAAAGAUGGCCACCUGCUAGGGAAGUUGUCUCACGACGGCCACCGGUACCAAGGCUGACGCCGGAACGUUACGUCGAAGAUCCUGAGUAUUAUCCGCCGGCAGCUCCUCCAGAAUAUUAUGGCGGCCGCGAUCGAAGAGUUCAAUACAAACCUGAGCCCCGGCCGGGACCUGAGUAUCGUGAGCGUAUCGAUUAUCAUCCGGGGCCUCGUGGGCCAGCUCCUCACUCGGUUUCACCACCGCCACAUCCUCGAGAACGCGAGGGUCACAGAGAACGCGAGCGCGAGCGUGAGCGUGACUACUACGAGAAAUACGAGAAAAAGCACAAACGACCUUCACGAGAGGUAAUCGUUGAACGCAUCGCACCAACAAAACCCUGGCGAGAGGAAGAACCUCCACCGGUUGAACGUGGACGUGGAGACGAGUGGGCCGAUCCUUGGAUGCGUCACAAAUCCCCGACCGCUGUACGACGAAAUCCCAAUUCCACGAGACGAUCUCGAAGACAAUCAUAUUCCUCAGGAUCAUCCUACUCAACUACAAGCUCCAGCCGCAGCUCAAGCCGUUCUAGCUACACAUCUUAUGACUCUUUGUCCAGGUCCCGAUCCCCAUCCCCCUCCUCGCGACCCCAAAGAAGUAACAAAGGCAAAGCACCGUCUUCGCCGCCAUCCCAAAAUCCGGCACCUGUUGCACCGCCUCCACAACGCGGUGUUAUGCUCAUGAAUCCCCCCGCUCCUUCUCCCCGUCCCCCCAAAGGCUCGAUCUCGCCCACUACGGGGACUCUUCAUCGCAGAGCCGGACUCAAUCCUCCGGCGCCAAGUCCAUUGACUACACAACGACACCACGACAAAUCAAGAGACAAAGCUGCACUUGCGGCCGCAGCAGUGGCCAAAGUAAUCAAAAGUCGGUCGCGAUCAAGUAGUUCGGGAUCGGAAAGCAGCGGAAGUAGCAGCGACUCAAGCGAAUCAAGUUACUCAUCGGGAUCGUCAGUCGACGUGCGUCGUCGUAAAGCUUCCUCCCCGAUAUCACGCAAAGAUCCAAAGGGAAUAGACGCAUUGAAGUUGAGCGGUACGAAGCAACAAAUAAAACUGACAUUGAAGUCUUCGUCGAACAACAUACCGCCAGUGAAAAAGGUCGAUCGGAGCGCAACAAUCGCUGGUAAAAAGAGACCUUUGGAAUCACCUCCAUUGUCUGAAAGCAAGGCGAGCGUAGCAGCAGCAGCGGCAAAAGCAGCUAAAAAAGCAACUUCACGGCGCGAAGAAUUAUUAAAACAGUUGAAAGCCGUGGAAGAUGCAAUCGCGCGUAAACGGUCCAAGGUAUAAGUUUGAAAUACCUAAUCAGUGGACAUCGUUAAUUCGUUGAUAAUAACAGUACAAUUAAACAAGAAAUGAAAAGAAAAAAAAUGUACAACCAAGAUCGCCGCAUUGAUUAAACAGUCGCUUGAUAUAAGACCAACAUGUGACGUCAUGUUAGGCUAUACUAAUAGGUUUAAAUAAAGAACAUUUUGUUUUUAAAUUUCAACAA
Messenger RNA from Venturia canescens, 5499 nucleotides. Its product is annotated as zinc finger CCCH domain-containing protein 18. Gene Ontology annotation, cellular component: precatalytic spliceosome. The record is from RefSeq and is a predicted model, not a curated record. The coding region runs from base 2301 to 5297 and encodes 998 amino acids. NCBI's taxonomy places the organism in Eukaryota, Metazoa, Arthropoda, Insecta, Hymenoptera, Ichneumonidae. The transcript is spliced from 7 exons. Gene Ontology annotation, molecular function: metal ion binding; RNA binding.